AUGAAAACCAGUUCACUUCUGCCGUUGCUGGUCUUCAUGGGGACGUGCUCAGCUAACCACUACGAAAAUGUGGCCUUGCGUGGCACAGCAACUCAGUCACAGCGCUUGAGGGGAAAGAACGAUGUUUUUGGGGCUGCUUAUAACGCCAUUGAUGGAAACCGUGACGCUCGUUUUACCUCUGGUUCAUGCACCCACACUGCUCAAAUGACCAACCCCUGGUGGAGGGUGGACAUGCUGAACCCCUACAUGGUCACCACUAUCAUCAUCACCAACAGAGGAGACUGCUGUGCAAACAGAAUCAAUGGGGCAGAGGUUUAUGUCACAAAGACGUUGCAUUCCAUCAGUUACUCAGCUUACGAAAGUCACAGUAUACCAGCGGUCGCUGUAAUUUCUCAUAUCCCAGCAGGCAGGCCUCAUAUAAUAAACCUUAAAAAUCCUGUGGAGGGACGUUUUGUGACUGUGUCUUUACCUGGUUAUGGGAGGAUCCUCUCACUCUGUGAAGUGGAAGUAUAUGGGUAUCCUGCUCCGACUGGAUUCAACCUGGCAGUCCUUGGAAAAGCCUCACAGUCAUCAUUGUAUUCAUAUCAAUGCGAUGCAUAUCAUGCUAUAGAUGGGCAUCACAGCACCACAUGGGCAGAGGGCAGUUGUUCUUGUACAAAAUCGUCACAUAGUCCCUGGUGGCAACUCGACCUCGGCAAAACCCAUAAAGUGAACACUGUCAAGAUAACCAACACAAAAACAUACCCAACAUACCUUGAUGGAGCUGAGAUCCGCAUCGGAAAGUCUUCUGCAAAAACUGGCACCAACAAUCCUCGGUGUACUGUGAUCAGUCACAUCCCUGCGGGUUUUACACAGACGUUCGACUGUAAGGGGAUGGAUGGUCGCUACGUUACAAUAGUUGCUCCUGGAAAAACUAUAUAUCUGACCCUGUGUGAGGUGGAGGUGUAUGGCUCUGUAUUGGAUUAGAUCUGGUGAGGUAAAAAAUGACUAACAAUGCCAAUUUACA
Molecule: messenger RNA, 1006 nt
Organism: Scomber japonicus (chub mackerel)
Lineage: Eukaryota; Metazoa; Chordata; Actinopteri; Scombriformes; Scombridae
Product: fucolectin-1-like
Exons: 5
Coding region: 1-966 (321 amino acids)
Source: RefSeq, a predicted model, not a curated record